Messenger RNA from Onychomys torridus (southern grasshopper mouse), 3132 nucleotides. RefSeq names its product XK related X-linked (gene Xkrx). Bases 1044 to 2393 code for a protein of 449 amino acids. Gene Ontology annotation, cellular component: membrane. NCBI's taxonomy places the organism in Eukaryota, Metazoa, Chordata, Mammalia, Rodentia, Cricetidae. The record is from RefSeq and is a predicted model, not a curated record. The transcript is spliced from 3 exons.
CUGUGGCUCCCUCCUUGCUCCUGAGGUCAUGGUGAGAAAUGUUGCGGAAGACUGGCCCAGGCUCCUUUUUGAUGUGCCUAGCUACCUGGAGCAUCCCUUGGCUAUUCGUCUUGGAACUCUGGCUCAUUUUGUUUUGCCCCAGCUGUCUCUCCCACUCGCCUGGCCCACGCCACCACCACCACGCCCUAGUCAUCCAGGUGCCAUAGGUCCCAAAGCCCAGGACCCGCCGCACUUCUCAAACUGUGCCUUUCGUAGGAAAGUGUCUCGGUGAAGAAACCCCUCCAGCCUCUUCUACUCUUUACCGGCGGCGCGCCGCUUCUUUCCAAGGAGACCUCGCUUGGGGACAGUGGUGGCAUUACUCCGGCCCCCAGCCAGGCGGUCUUAGGGGCGGGGCUUGGAGAACCUUCUGAGAACCCUUGCCUCCCUGCAGGUCCUGAGAGCGCUCUGGUGAGCCAGCGCGAGCAGGCAAGCUAAUAGGCACAAUCUAGCAGCAGGUUGGAUGGAUGGAUACGGUUGGAUGGGUACCUAGGUGCUGAACUGAAUCCUCCAGAGGCUGAACUGAAUCCUCCAGGCUGUGCCCCUUCUGCCUUGGUUCAGUUCUCUGCUCACUUGAGAGGCCACACUGAUGAGAAUUCCUCAGGAGAAGCUGCUGACUGUGUGAUGUGCCACCCCAGAGUGGCUACUCCCCUGCCUGGGGGACUGUGAAAGGAGCCUCGGUGGAAACUGCUGUUCCUUGACUUUUCACACACCAGGAAUUGGAUAGCAGACUCAGUGCUGGGGUGCUUGUCUAAGUUUCUCAGCACCUAUGUUGAUGAUUGCAUUCCAGCCAAUCAAGAGUGAAGUUCAAAGAGAUACUUCUGGACUCUCUAUUCCAGACUGCCAAGUUAAGUCUAGAAGAGAGGCGGCUCCUGUUCUGACUUGUUGGUCUUCAUUCAGGAACUCGACUUAACACUGUCCACCUGACUGAUCCUUGGACAGCAGGGGCUCUGUUGGGGAUGGAUGGGGAAGAGCUCUGAACUCCAGACCAUAAGAGAUUCUCCACAAUGGACAGAGUUUAUGAAAUUCCCGAGGAGCCAAAUGUGGUUCCAGUUUCCUCACUGGGAGAAGAUGUCAUCCGUGGGCCUAACCCACGCUUUACCUUUCCAUUUAGUAUCCUCUUCUCCACCUUUCUGUACUGUGGGGAGGCUGCGUCUGCCUUGUAUAUGGUUAGGAUUUAUCGAAAGAAUAAUGAAACUUUCUGGAUGACAUACACCUUUUCCUUCUUCAUGUUUUCAUCCAUUAUGGUUCAGUUGACCCUCAUUUUUGUCCACAGAGACCUGGCCAAAGACAGACCACUGUCAUUAUUUAUGCAUCUAAUCCUCUUGGGACCUGUUAUCAGAUGUUUGGAGGCCAUGAUUAAGUACCUUACACUGUGGAAGAAAGAGGGGCAAGAGGAGCCCUAUGUCAGCCUCACUCGAAAGAAGAUGCUUAUAAAUGGCCAGGAGGUGCUGAUAGAAUGGGAGGUGGGCCACUCCAUCCGGACCCUGGCUAUGCACCGUAAUGCCUACAAACGCAUGUCACAGAUUCAAGCCUUCUUGGGCUCAGUGCCCCAGCUAACCUAUCAACUUUAUGUGACUCUGAUCUCUGCAGAGGUCCCCCUGGGUAGAGCUGUCCUAAUAGUUUUUUCCCUGAUAUCUGUCACCUAUGGAGCUACACUCUGCAAUAUGUUGGCUAUCCAGAUCAAGUACGAUGACUACAAGAUUCGGCUUGGGCCACUGGAAGUACUUUGUAUCACCAUCUGGAGGACAUUGGAGAUCACUUCCCGCCUUGUGAUUCUGGUGCUCUUCUCGGCCACCUUGAAGUUGAAGGCUGUGCCCUUCUUAGUGCUCAACUUCUUGAUCAUCCUCUUUGAGCCCUGGGUUAAGUUCUGGAGGAGUGGUGCCCAAAUGCCAAACAAUAUUGAGAAGAAUUUCAGCCGGGUUGGCACUCUGGUGGUACUGAUUUCUGUCACCAUCCUCUACGCUGGCAUCAACUUCUCUUGCUGGUCAGCCAUGCAGUUGAAAUUGGCAGACAGAGACCUUGUUGACAAAGGUCAGAACUGGGGACAUAUGGGACUGCACUAUAGUGUGAGAUUGGUAGAAAAUGUGAUCAUGGUCUUGGUUUUUAAGUUCCUUGGAGUCAAAGUGUUACUGAAUUACUGCCAUUCCUUGAUUGCUGUGCAGCUUAUCAUUGCUUAUCUGAUUUCCAUUGGAUUCAUGCUCCUCUUCUUCCAGUACCUGCACCCAUUGCGCUCACUUUUCACUCAUAAUGUGAUAGACUACCUCCAUUGUAUUUGCUGCCGCAGACACCAUCAGGAAAGGGCUGAGACCUCAGAGGCAUCAUGUGAGGCUGAAACAAGACAAAGUAUUGUCUGAUUUUUUUUCUUCUGAACAUUAUAGGGUGGGUUUGGGGUUGACAAGAGCAACUGUGAAAUUGAAGGAGAGGAUGUACUACCAGGAUCAUUUUCUUGACUCUUCUAGUAAGCCUAUCAAAAGAAAGACUGACCUCUGAAUAGGUUUUACUUCUUUAUGAUUAACUGCUAUGUUUGGGUACCAGCACUAGACACUGUUAUUUAGUUCAUCCUCCUCCUAACCAAGUCAGUUGGAAUAACUUCCAGGUGCCUCACUGAGGCUCUGAAUUCCAGCUUUGCUCAAUUGUUUGAAUUAUUGUUGAGUUUCCCUGGGCUGAUUUGCACUCUACCAUGGCAUGUCUGGACUGAUCAGAGGAUGUGACAGCUUACUAGCAAUGAGAACCUCCCAGAAAACAGUCUGACUCUUGUGGUACCUUUACCUGAGAGAGUAGAUGGGAUAUUUUCUCUAAGGAGAAACUGUGGCUAAGAAGGCCCCAUUGUUAAAGAAAGCUACUCCCCAGAUGAGUUAGUAGUCCAUUAGUAUUUUACUAGUGCUCAUUCAGCAAAGACUUCUCUUUUUAGAAGCUUUCAUAGGCACCCCUUUAUAGAAGGGUGUGCAGAAUAGGAUUCCUUCAGGGAAUAUUCAGAAUGGCAUAUUUUUCAAGGCAGGAUCUCAUGUAUCUCAGGCUGGGCUCAAAGUCACUAUGUAACUAAGAACUAUGUAGCUUGAACUCCUGAUUUUUCUUCCUUUACCUUCUGAGUGC